AUGAGUUCUGCAAACUGCACAAAUGCUCCGGCGGAGACGCCGUCCAACGCCGGCGUAGCAGGCAUUGGUGUCAUACUCGGAUUCGUCAUCCCCGCCGUGCUCGCCGUCGCACUCUCCCUCUCCCUCAUCCUGCAGGAGUCCUUCUUCAACGCCCACAAGCCCGCCCUCGGCCUGAUCCGGCGGAAGCUGCUCUAUGGCUUCUCAGACCAGCAGAUCCUGUACGGCAUCGGCAUCCAGGCCGUGGGGCUCGCCCAGAUCAACACCCUAGUCCCUUACCACUUCUUCAUCAUCUGGAUGCUGGCCCUGCUGUCAAUGGGCGUCCACAACCUGACCCUCCUCGUCCUCGUCGCCUCCUUCCGCUCCGACACCGUCCUCCGCUGGCUGCGCCAGGUCCUCAUGCUCGUCAACCUCGUGCUGAGCUGCGUCUACGGCAUCUUCAUGCUGCAGGUCGUGCAGAAGGACCUCGAGACCACGACGCUGCCGACCACCUGCGCCUGGCAGGUCGAGGGCGAGAAGGCGGGCAACGUCGGGCUUUCCUAUGUGGGCACCAUCGCCGUCAUCGCGGGCAACUGCAUCGUCUUCCUCGCGUCCACGUGGUACCUCCACGACAGGAGGCAGAGGGCCUUCAAGUGGGUCCAGCUGGCGGGGUGGGCGGUGAUGACGGCCAUCGCCGUGGGUGCCACCGUCCGCGUCGUAUACACGUCGCAGGCGUUCGGCCAGCCCACGACGCCCCUGUCGGACAGCGGUGAGAGGCAGUGGAGCUUUGCUACCAUGGUCAGUCUGUUGAUGUUGGCGUUGCCGCUGAUGACGGUCCUGGAAAUCUACCGGGGGGAGGUGCACGUGAACAGGGACGCUUUGGAGGAGAAGGCGUGA
Molecule: messenger RNA, 873 nt
Organism: Diaporthe citri
Lineage: Eukaryota; Fungi; Ascomycota; Sordariomycetes; Diaporthales; Diaporthaceae
Exons: 2
Coding region: 1-873 (290 amino acids)
Source: RefSeq, a predicted model, not a curated record